GUGUAUCUGUGUGUGUGUGUGUGUGUGUGUGUGUGUGUGUGUGUUGAGCAGUGAUUGGGGAUAAACUGCACUUCAUGAACGGUCAUUUACAGUUUCUGGCAGCAUGGAGGAAGUCAGGAAGUGCACGUGGACACUUCUUGGAAACGGCGCUCAUUUCCUUAAUCGUCAGUGCAGCUAAUUUUGAGAUGAUUAGCGAAUGUGGACGCUCAGGUUUAGAGAAAUGCGUUUGUGAGGCGAAGGUCACAUAACCUUGGCUUGACCCAUGAGGGACUUUUAAUGAGAUGAUCAGUCUUAAAAAUGUUGUUUUUAAAAGUUUAAAUUGUGUCGUUACUCCGAACAGACCAGCUUCCUGUCCUGUAUACACAGCAGAUUACCUUCUGCACCACGUGCUGGACAAUCAAAAGCUGAAAUAAUCCUCUUCAUCAUGGCGUUGUUGACACAUGUGCUGGCCUGCCUCUUUGGCAUUGGUUCAUGGGUUGCCAUCAAUGGGAUGUGGGUGGAGCUCCCACUGGUUGUACCUGAGAUUCCUGAGGGCUGGUACCUGCCCUCCUACCUCACUGUCAUCAUCCAGUUGGCCAACAUCGGUCCACUCUUCAUCACACUCAUGCACCGCUUCAAGCCAGGAGCUCUGGAUGAGCAGCCAGUUAUCUACACUAUCGUAGUAAUGGGUGUUGUGGCCACCUUCCUCCUGGCCUUCCUCUGGAAGCACACACUAGUUGUGGGGGGUGCUGUACACAGUGUGGCCCUGCUGUCUCUCAGUUUUCUUCUAUCAGUGGUGGACUGCACAUCUUCUGUCACCUUCCUUCCCUUUAUGAUGAGGCUCCCGCCUCAGUACCUCACCAGUUAUUUUGUUGGGGAGGGUCUGAGUGGUUUGAUUCCAGCACUGGUGGCGCUUAUUCAGGGAGUAGGGAUGGUUCAAUGCAAGAAUGCUACAGCUAAUGCAAACGUUAGCAUGGAGAACUCCACCUGGGGGUCAGGUGGUGAACUGGUGGCACAUUACGAGCAGGCCAACUUCUCUGCUCAGGUCUUCUUCCUGUUCCUCAGUGUAAUGAUGAUAGUGUGCCUGGGCGCUUUCCUGAUGCUCAACCACCUCCCUGCUGUGGCCAAGGAACGCAAGUGUGAGCGCUACCUUGAUGAUGCCACACACAGAGAGAAGGCUGGUGUUGGCCUCUCUCUGCAGAACUCUGUUCCAGAACAGAAACCCAUGCUGGAUUCCUCAGAGAGUCCGGUGAAAGAACCUCGCAGCAGCUUUGGCAAAGGCACCUUCAGCAGAGCACAGCUGGUCUUAAUCUUUGUGGUCCUGGCCUGGGUCAAUGCACUAACUAAUGCAGUCCUCCCUUCAGUACAGUCCUACUCCUGCCUCCCUUACGGAAAUCAGGCCUAUCACCUGGCAACAACCAUGGCUGCAGCGGCCAACCCUGUGGCUUGCUUCAUUGCCAUGUUUGUGCCAAACAGGUCCUUGGUUCUGAUGGCAGUUCUCACAGUGACUGGUACAGGAUUUGGGGCCUACAUCAUGGCCAUGGCAGCACUGAGUCCUUGCCCUCUAUUGGUACAUCAUGAUAUGGGAGCUGCACUUGUGGUCAUAACAUGGGUGGUGUUUGUCCUCACUCUGUCCUAUGUGAAGGUGAUCAUUGGGGUGAUCCUGAGAGAUGAAGGACACAGCGCCCUCAUAUGGUGUGGUGCUGUAGUACAGCUUGGCUCCAUGUUAGGUGCCAUGUCGAUGUUUCCUCUCGUUAGUAUUCAUGAACUAUUCAAAUCAGGGGAUCCAUGUAACACUAAAUGUCCUAAAUGAUGACAAACAUAAUUAAGUCAUAACAUAAAUAUUAAAUGUGUUACAGUUCAUCACUCUGUGUAGUUCACAUACACCAAAGGGCAAGUUUGCUUUAACCCUGCUGUAACACAUAAGCCAGUUUUUGUAUUUUUCCAGAGACCAAACUGAAAUAUUAUAAAUAUCACAGCCCAUGUGUGCACAGUCUUUGUCUGUAAGCACUGCAGUAAACUCACUAAAGUAGACCUUUAGUGCUCUUGUUACACUUGACAGAGAAUCUCAUAAAUGGAUGUAAAUAUCUAUCAUUGUUACAUUAUAGUCUGUCUACCAUAGUAACUUCAGCUGAUACUUGAUGAAGAGUGCCUUGGCAUUAUGCUGUUUAAACUUUAAGUCUUUUUACAUUAUGUUUGUGAGUUUUAUGUAAUUUAAUUUUUGCUUUUUUUAUUUAUUAGGCCUGAAUAGUGACAGAUUAACAAUUUCCUUUUUGUAGGACUCUGUCAUGUUUAAAUAAAAUGUGUGUUUUUUAGAAUGAAAUACUUGAAAUACAA
Molecule: messenger RNA, 2316 nt
Organism: Pygocentrus nattereri (red-bellied piranha)
Lineage: Eukaryota; Metazoa; Chordata; Actinopteri; Characiformes; Serrasalmidae
Product: solute carrier family 52, riboflavin transporter, member 3-B-like
Exons: 4
Coding region: 425-1792 (455 amino acids)
Biological process (GO): riboflavin transport
Cellular component (GO): plasma membrane
Molecular function (GO): riboflavin transmembrane transporter activity
Source: RefSeq, a predicted model, not a curated record